GCAGGAAAUUGAAGUUGAAAAUGAAGGAGCGGCGAGCGAACAGGAAGAAGAAAAGGAAGCUAGCUGCAGUUUAGCUGCUUUUAGCGUUUCGGUAAUGGCGCCUUUAGACCUCGAUAAGUACGUAGAAAUAGCGAGACAGUGCAAAUAUCUGCCUGAAAAUGAUCUAAAGAGAUUAUGUGAUUAUGUUUGUGAUUUGCUGCUUGAAGAAUCAAAUGUUCAGCCAGUCGCUACUCCGGUUACAGUUUGUGGAGACAUUCAUGGUCAGUUUUAUGAUCUAUGCGAGCUCUUCAGAACUGGAGGCCAAGUACCAGACACAAAUUACAUUUUCAUGGGAGAUUUUGUAGACAGAGGAUAUUAUAGCUUGGAGACUUUUACACACCUGCUAGCUUUAAAAGCCAAGUGGCCAGAUCGUAUCACACUCCUUCGAGGGAACCAUGAGAGCAGACAGAUAACUCAAGUGUAUGGAUUUUAUGAUGAGUGUCAGACAAAGUAUGGAAAUGCAAAUGCCUGGCGGUAUUGCACGAAAGUGUUUGAUAUGCUGACUGUGGCAGCUUUGAUAGAUGAGCAGAUCCUGUGUGUCCAUGGUGGUCUCUCACCGGACAUCAAGACUUUGGACCAGAUCCGAACCAUCGAACGCAACCAGGAGAUUCCUCACAAGGGGGCUUUUUGUGAUCUUGUGUGGUCAGAUCCAGAGGAUGUGGACACCUGGGCUAUCAGUCCACGAGGUGCUGGCUGGCUUUUUGGCUCCAAGGUUACCAAUGAGUUUGUUCAUAUCAACAACUUGAAGCUCAUCUGCCGUGCACACCAGCUGGUUCACGAAGGCUACAAGUUCAUGUUUGAUGAGAAACUGGUGACCGUGUGGUCAGCGCCCAACUACUGCUACCGCUGUGGGAACAUUGCCUCCAUCAUGGUCUUCAAGGACGUCAACAGACGAGAGCCCAAGCUGUUUCGAGCCGUUCCCGACUCUGAACGUGUGAUACCUCCUCGAACAACCACCCCUUACUUCCUCUAAU
Pundamilia nyererei is the source of this 1013-nucleotide messenger RNA. RefSeq names its product protein phosphatase 6, catalytic subunit (gene ppp6c). Bases 95 to 1012 code for a protein of 305 amino acids. Gene Ontology annotation, molecular function: protein serine/threonine phosphatase activity. The record is from RefSeq and is a predicted model, not a curated record. The transcript has 7 exons. NCBI's taxonomy places the organism in Eukaryota, Metazoa, Chordata, Actinopteri, Cichliformes, Cichlidae.